AUGGACGCUGAUAAGGAAUGGACUGAGCUACCCAAUGAAAUGGGUCAAGAAGGUCCCAAGUAUAUCAUGGUUUUUUGCGAUGGUACUGGGAAAGAUGGGGAAAGUUUAUCUCAAGAGGAAAUCCCGACUAAUGUGUACUUGCUCUACAAAUUCGUGGAGCAAUUACCCGAGCGAGUCGAGGUAGAAGGGGUCACGUUCGGACGGAUCGCUCACUAUAUACCAGGGGUGGGCUCCAGGUUACAGGGAACAGCUGGGUUACUUGCAAAACUACACGGCAUGGCUACAGUUCAUACAGUAGUAACAGCAUAUUUAUAUAUAGCUGCGUAUUAUAGACCCGGUGACCGGAUUUGUCUGUUUGGUUACUCUAGAGGAGCGUUUGCUGCGCGCAAGGUCGCAAGCUUAAUUUUUCAUUGUGGCCUUUCUGUCGGACGGGAUCAGCUCUUAAAACAAUGGGCACGCCGUGAAAAGCCAGUCUGCUGGAUUGAGAAUCAAGAUGGAUUUAAGUUGGAGGGAAAGGGCCAGCAAUCUAUUCCAAUUAAAUAUCUAUGCGUGUGGGAUACAGUCUGUGCUGUGCGUGAUUUACCCCACGUUGCUCCAGUCAAGGAGAUGCUAGGUAUACGUGAAGAAGAGCUGACGCCAAAUGUUGAGCACGCUCUCCAUGCACUUGCAUUUCACGAGAACAGGAAGCCUUUUGGUGUCACCCUCUUCGAGGAGAACGCCACGACUCAUCUGGAAGAGGUCUGGUUCCCCGGAUCCCAUUCCGAUGUAGGUGGAGGGGGAGAGUUAUCACAUUUGCCAAAGAUUAGUUUAGAAUGGAUGAUGAGGCAUUUGGACAUAUUCAACAGUGCUCCUGUUGCUGAAAUGGUUAAAUUGGAUUAUUCCAUUACACAUUCAUUCAACCCUCAUAACGCGAGUCGACAGGGAAAGCUUGCCAUGAUGAUUAGGGAAGAAGAUCGUAUCAAAAGUCACCGCCUCAGCAAACGCUCUCAAAUACAUCAGUCGAUGCAUUAUUUAGAAACAAUUUUAUUCAAAGAUAUCGAUAAGCAUCUCUUAAACCUGAAUCAACUUUCAGAGCGCACUGGAUGGAACCGGCUUGGCUAUACCAUCUACUGCCCUCUGGUGGAUGAACUUAUGGGUACAGGCACUCUCGAUGUGACUGCCAGUCGGAGGUCCUCCCUUUCACUUUUACAACUGACCCUCCCUGUACUUCUUGACAGCGUCGUUAAAGUUGCUUUAGAUCGCAGUGAAGGUCACGUCACCGCGUUCACCAUAUCUGGCUUUUGUGACAGGGUUGAGCUCUAUGGUAUUGAUGAAGUUCUACGCACCCUUGCGCUGGAGCAAUAUAAAAUAUCAUUGAUUGUAAAAUUUCUGAAUACAACCCUAGAGGCGGCAAAUGAAGUAGACCUUGUGCAAGGCGGUCGUAUCACUAUUCUGCUCACUCCCAAACAAAUUGACAAUACACGUAUGGAUAUGAAGAAAGCAGCAGAGGCGGGUCUGGAUACGUCUGCCGUUGAGUGGGUCCACCCCAACACUGCAUUCCAACGCUUCGAAACUUGGCAGACAUGCAUAUUCACGCAAGGACGCAUAUUCUGGCUACUGAAGCUCACAACGAAGCUCUACCAGGCUGCUAAAGAAAAUAGUCAGACUUCUGGCACUUGGAUCGACCUUUUCACCAACACGCCUGUUGCCUCGGUUGAACCAAUCACAAAAGGUCUUCACAAUUACUUAGUAAAAACCAAUCGUGGAGAUAUUAAGGCCCGAUUAGUGGGGCAUGCCACUAAUGGAUAUGCAUCCUGCCUCUUACCCCAUCUUGCCAAUCUAUUACAUGGAAUUGUACCGAUUCAAGGGUAG
Messenger RNA from Rhizoctonia solani, 1851 nucleotides. RefSeq lists its product as uncharacterized. The record is from RefSeq and is a predicted model, not a curated record. The transcript has 13 exons. Bases 1 to 1851 code for a protein of 616 amino acids. NCBI's taxonomy places the organism in Eukaryota, Fungi, Basidiomycota, Agaricomycetes, Cantharellales, Ceratobasidiaceae.